Molecule: messenger RNA, 3234 nt
Organism: Triticum turgidum subsp. durum (durum wheat)
Lineage: Eukaryota; Viridiplantae; Streptophyta; Magnoliopsida; Poales; Poaceae
Source: the annotation of a GenBank genome assembly
AUGACCAACAAGGCCGCCACCGCCAGCAUCAUCGCCGCCGUGGGCGUCGUCGCCGUCAUCGGCACGAUCGCCGCGGUCACCACGUCCAGGAAGGCCAGCGACGAUGGUGGCAACAUGUCCACCAGCAUCAAGCUCUCCCAGCUCUGCUCCUCCACGCUGUACCCGGCCAAGUGCGAGAACAGCCUCACCCCCGUCGUCAACGAGUCCUCCAACCCGGAGGAGGUCCUCCGGGCCGCGCUCCAGGUGGCCAUGAACGAGAUCGGCGACGCCUUCGCCAAAUACACCGACGUCGGCAGGGGCGCCGCCGACAAGAUCACCUUGAGCGCCAUCGGCGAGUGCAAGAAGCUGCUCGACGACGCCAUCGUGGACCUCAAAGACAUGGCCGGCCUCAGGGCGGACCAGGUCGUCGUCCAGGUCAAUGACCUCAGGGUCUGGAUCUCCGGCGUCAUGACCUAUAUCUACACCUGCGCCGAUGGCUUCGACAAGCCGGAGCUCAAGCAUGCCAUGGACAGGCUGCUGAGGAACUCCACAGAGCUCAGCAGCAACGCCCUGGCUAUCAUCACCCGCGUCGGCCAGUUCCUGCAUCAAGCACAGGACGCCAAGAGUGAUUCCACCGGCGGAGGGAGCCGCCGACUUCUCGGGUGGUACAUGGGUGACGCGCACGACGUGGAAAGCAGGCGCCGGCUUCUAGCUAUCAAUGGCAGGCUGGACGAGAUCGCAGAUGUGGGAGACGCGAGCCGGCGCCUCCUGUCAGAGACGAUGGACGAGAUCACUGAGAUGUCACACGACGGAGACCGCCACCUGUCGGAGACGAUGGACCAGAUCGAUGAGAUGUCCCACAGCGGAGACCGCCACCUGUCGGAGACGAUGGACGAGAUCGAUGAGAUGUCCCACGACGGAGACCGCCACCUGUCGGAGACGAUGGACGAGAUCGAUGAGAUGUCUCACGAGGGAGACCGCCACCUGUCGGAGACGAUGGACCAGAUCGAUGAGAUGUCCCACGACGGAGGCCGCCACCUGUCGGAGACGAUGGACCAGAUCGAUGAGAUGUCCCACGACGGAGACCGCCACCUCCAAGACGUGAGUACGCCCAACCUCAGCGGAAACGUGAGCACAUCCAACAUCACCGGAAAAGCGAACACGUCCCAGGUCAUGUCGUUCGGCGACGGCUCGUCGGCCUCGAUGUUCUUCGGCGUCUCCAACCUGACUAAGGAGGCCGACUUCGUCCGGCGCCGGCUGCUGAGCAUGUCGUUCAACGACAUCUCGUCGGAGAACGAGGUUAAACAAUACGGUGAACGCAACCGGCGAAGGCUUCUCAACGACGCCUCGUCGGAUAACGAGGUUAAACAAUACGGCGAGGGCAACAGGCGAAAGCUCCUCAACGACGCAUCAUCGGAUAACGAGGUUAAACAAUACGGCGAAGGCACCAGGCGAAGGCUCCUCGGCGACGCCUCGUCGGAUAACGAGGUUAAGCAAUACGGCGAAGGCAGCAAGCGAAGGCUCCUCGGCGACGCCUCGUCGGAUAACGAGGUUAAGCAAUACGGCGAAGGCAGCAAGCGAAGGCUCCUCGGCGACGCCUCGUCCGAUAACGAGGUUAAACAAUACGGCGAAGGCAGCAAGCGAAGGCUCCUCGGCGACGCCUCGUCAGAUAACGAAGUUAAACAAUACGGCGAAGGCACCAGGCGAAAGCUCCUCACCGAGGCCUCGUCGAAUAACGAGGUUAAACAAUACGGUGAAGGCAGCAAGCGAAGACUUCUCAGCGACGCCUCGCCGGAUAACGAGGUUAAACAAUACGGCGAAGGCAAUAAGCGAAGGCUCCUCAGCGAUGCCUCGUCGGGUAACGAGGUUAAGGAAUACGGCGAAGGCAACAAGCGAAGGCUCCUCAGCGACGCUUCGUCGGAUAACGAGGUUAAACAGUAUGGCGAAGGUAACAGGCGAAGGCUCCUGUCCACCCAGAUGCAGAGCAUCGCCGACAUGUCGGCGCAUAUGAACCGCCGCCUCCUCACGACGGAGCUCCCCGAGCACCUCGCCGGCAAGCGUCAGCUCCUGUCCAACAAGCUCGUCAUGAUCAACGAAGUCGCCAAGGAGGCCAACUGCGAGCUCGAGGCGAUCGGCGUCGGCAGGUUCCCCGAGGAGGAGGAUCAGAGGGUGCUGGCGACGGAGGUUGUCGGCACGAUCGACGACCUGCCCAACCAGCAGCGCCGCAAGCUGCUGUCCGCCGGUGCGUUCCCGGAAUGGGUGUCGUCCCACACCCGGAGGCUCCUCCAGGCUCCCGGCGGGCUGCAGAAGCCCAACGCGGUGGUGGCCGCGGACGGGAGCGGCAACUUCAAGACCAUCACGGAGGCCCUCAACUCCGUGCCCCCGAAGUCCACCGCUCGCUUCGUCAUCUACGUCAAGGCCGGGGAGUACAAGGAGUACGUCACCGUCAGCAAGGACCAGGCCAACGUCUUCAUGUACGGCGACGGGCCUACCAAAACCCGGGUCAUCGGCGACAAGAGCAACAAGGGAGGCUUCGCCACCAUUGCCACCCGCACCUUCUCGGCGGAGGGGAACGGGUUCAUCUGCAAGUCGAUGGGGUUCGUGAACACGGCGGGGCCGGACGGGCACCAGGCGGUGGCGCUGCACGUGCAGGGGGACAUGUCGGUGUUCUUCAACUGCAGGUUCGAGGGGUACCAGGACACGCUGUACGUGCACGCCAACCGGCAGUUCUUCCGCAACUGCGAGGUGCUGGGCACCAUCGACUUCAUCUUCGGCAACUCGGCGGCGGUGUUCCAGAACUGCCUCAUGACGGUGCGGAAGCCCAUGGACAACCAGGGCAACAUGGUGACCGCGCACGGGCGCACGGACCCCAACAUGCCCACCGGCAUCGUGCUCCAGGGGUGCAAGAUCGUGCCGGAGGACGCGCUGUUCCCCGUCAGGCAUACGGUGCCUAGCUACCUCGGACGGCCGUGGAAGGAAUACUCGAGGACGGUGAUCAUGGAGAGCACCAUCGGCGACCUCAUCAAGCCCGAGGGGUGGUCGGAGUGGAUGGGUGACCUCGGGCUCAAGACGCUCUACUACGCCGAGUACGCCAACACCGGGCCCGGCGCCGGGACAAGCAAGAGGGUGACCUGGCCGGGGUACCGUGUCAUCGGACAGGCUGAGGCCACGCAGUUCACCCCCGGCGUGUUCAUCGACGGCAUGAGCUGGCUCAAGAACACCGGCACGCCUAACGUCAUGGGCUUCAUCAAAUGA